Messenger RNA from Chlorella variabilis, 591 nucleotides. RefSeq lists its product as hypothetical. Bases 1 to 591 code for a protein of 196 amino acids. Gene Ontology annotation, biological process: mitotic cell cycle; centriole replication. Gene Ontology annotation, molecular function: calcium ion binding. The transcript has 7 exons. Lineage: Eukaryota; Viridiplantae; Chlorophyta; Trebouxiophyceae; Chlorellales; Chlorellaceae. The record is from RefSeq and is a predicted model, not a curated record. Gene Ontology annotation, cellular component: centrosome; centriole.
AUGGUGAGUGGCGGGGCAUCGCGGCGCCAGGCUGCCCUGGCCGGGCCCCUGUGCCCUGCGACCGGCCUGACCGCGCAGAGCUACCGCAAGGCCGUGACCACGGCGCGGCGCGACAAGAAGGCGGGCGGCGGACCCAAGGGGCUGACCGAGGAGCAGAAGCAGGAGAUCCGGGAGGCGUUUGACCUGUUUGACACAGACGGCAGCGGCACCAUCGACGCCAAGGAGCUCAAGGUGGCCAUGCGGGCGCUGGGCUUUGAGCCCAAGAAGGAGGAGAUCAAGAAGAUGAUUGCCGACAUCGACAAGGACGGCUCCGGCACCAUCGACUUUGACGAGUUCCUGCAGAUGAUGACAGCCAAGAUGGGCGAGCGCGACUCAUCAGAGGAGAUCAUGAAGGCGUUCAGGCUGUUUGACGAUGACGAGACGGGCAAGAUCAGCUUCAAGAACCUGAAGCGGGUGGCCAAGGAGCUGGGGGAGAACAUCAGCGACGAGGAGCUGCAGGAGAUGAUCGACGAGGCGGACCGCGACGGCGACGGCGAGGUCAACGCGGAUGAGUUCAUGAGGAUCAUGCGCAAGACCAGCCUGUUCGGCUAG